GGCGGUGGCGGAACAGGGCGGCGGCGGCGGCGACACCCGUCCAGGUUUGGAUUACUCCAUGUUGGUGGUGGUCGGGGCGGUCGGGGCGCUGCGGGCCGGCGGGCACCUGGAGCGACUGUUGCUGCACAUCGAGUCUGGUGAGUUUGGCCAAAGUUCGGCUGCCAGUGGAGCCACACCACAGCGGGAAGUCAGCGCACCCUUUCACAAUAAAAUCCUCGGCCAUUCCCGGACGAAUUCCGUUAUGCGUGUUUGCUGCAAGGGCUUAUCUUUACGGAAAGAUAUUUUACAACGUGGGUUAUGAUUACAAACAGAAAUGAUAACUUCCCUCCGGUGAAGCAGAGAGCACGUUUGGCGACGAUGUCAGGCGGAGGAGGAGGACUUCCGGUGUGCGCUGCUGGCGUGUGCCAAUGAAGUUGGACGUUCUGGACCAGCAGCUGAAGCUCUUCGUGUCCCGACACUCGGCCUUCCUGUCAGAGGUGGUCCCCGGUCAACGGACGUUGCAGCACCACGGAGACAUUCUGGACGUGCAAGUAGUUCUGAAUCCGGCUCACGACCUGGUCUGCUCAGAGGUGCGGCGGCUGCUGCGUGAGCCGUCUCGACACAAAUUGUUGGUCCUGGCCGGACAAUUUGUGGAGGACAGCGGAGACUUGGUUCUGCAGAAAGGCCUCUUCUCGCUUAGCGACCUGAUCCAGAUCUGCGCUGACGAAGAGGUUGGUCUCUUGUGGCGCUCGGCACACCCGACGGCAAAGGCAAGUCUUACCCUCAGCUGUGCUGACUUGGGCCUUUGGAGGGACCCCUUGUUGAAGGACCACAACCAGCAAGAGUUCCUCAACAUCCAAGUCAACCCUCCCCUGCUUCUCCCACUCAUGGAAGGUCUGCAAGAGUUCACAGAGUACCUCUCAGAGUCUCUGGAGCCCGAGUCACCCUUUGAGCUUCUCGAGCCCCCGAGUACUGUGGGAUUCCUGAAACUCUCUCGGCCCUGCUGCUACAUCUUCCCCGGCGGUAGAGGGGACUCUGCCUUCUUUGCAGUCAACGGUUUUAACGUCCUAGUAAAUGGAGGCUCUGACCCCCGCGCCUGCUUCUGGAAACUGGUCCGACAUCUGGACAGAAUCGACUCGAUCCUUUUAACCCACGUCGGUGUGGACAAUCUCCCCGGGCUGAACAGUUUACUCCUGAGAAAAGUAGCCGAACAGGACAGGGACUUAGCCGAAGGUCGCGGUGAAGAGGACUGGACGAAAAAGCUCAUCUCCCCAGAGAUAGGAGUGGUUUUUCUCAAUGUUCCCGAAAGACUGAAGCCCACCCGUGGUGACCCCAGCGAGCUCCGCAGCACCGACCUGGGUGUGCUUAUCUUGGAGCACCUACAAAGACUCUCGAUCAAAGCACAACCUUUGUGUCGCUCGAAUGGGCCCUGCAUUGAGCCGCUGGUGUUGUUCCACAAGAUGGGAGUUGGCCGUUUGGAGUUGUACGCUUUGAAUCCAGUCAGUGGCAGUAAAGAAAUGGAAGAGUUGUUACAGACUUUGUCCAAAAGUUCCACCUCGAAGAGCUCAGCUCUUCCACUAGCAUGCCUGACUUCCAUUUGUGCUUUGCUGGUCUGGCAUCCUUCCAGUAAAAGGGAGAAGAUCGUGCGAGUCCUCUUCCCAGGAUGCACACCACAGGCCAAAAUCCUGGAGGGACUCGAAAGACUCAAACAUUUGGAUUUCCUCGGUGUUCCGGUGGUGAGUUCAGAGGACCCGAAAAGACCCAAAACAGAAAAGUUAGCAAAGUGCUCAGAGAGUCGAGAAAACCCGAAGGCCAGAGACUUGCGAGUCAUCGGUGCCUUCCAGAUAGACAAAAGUGGCCGGGUUCCUGUGAAAAAACAGGAGGUAAAACUGAAACCAAAGGCACCGGGAGAAGCUGUGUCCAGAGAAAAAGAGCUCGAAGUCAAAUUAAAGCCAGUCAGGCUUUCGGAGAAGCUCAUUCCAAAGAAAGAAGUGAAAAACAAAGAUGAGAGGGUGACUGCUGCGGUUGUGAAGAAAGAAGAGAAAGAAGGUCUGAGGAAAGAUGCGACUAAAGCAAAGAAGGAAAACAAACCUGAAGCCAAAAAAGACAGUAAGAGGGAAGACAAGAACAUUGUGGCAUCUAUUCCAAAGGAUGCGAAGAAGGUGGGUGGCGCUACAAGUUCUGAAGUGAAAAAAUCUCCAGUCAGGACUCCAAAGACGGACACGGUGAACAGAGGGACGAAGGGAAAUUCAGUCCGGGACAACCAGGAGGUCACAGACGACACAGAUGACAGGUACAGGACAAAAAAGACCUCAAAAAUUCCAAAUUUUGACAGUGCCAGGAAGAACCCCAGCGUGACCGAAACAAGUCCAGAGACCUUCGCUUGUACGGACUCCCCCUUAAGACAAAAGCUUGGCGCAUCUUCGGAAGAUCAUCAAACCAAAACACUGCCCGGCCUGGACUUCGACAGCUGCAGCCAGGGAGGUCCUCUCAGGACUUCUACUGUGGAAGCUUCCUUUCCCUAUCAGGACAAACAAUCCGCUCAUACGAUGAAAAACAUUCCCGACUCCUUCCCCACUUUGCCUCCUAUUUCCGAUCAGGUCCGCUCACCCCGUUGCAUUGAAGUUGCGGUUUCCUCAGAGCAAAUUCCACCGCUGACGAUGCAUUUGGCAGGGGAGGUCCACUCAAACGGACGUUUGCCCGAGUUGGACGGCCAUAUGCAGCGGGACCUCAAUGGUAGUUGUGUACUCGGAUCAGAGGAAGGUGUUCGCGGCACAUCAGAGCUCAGCACAGACCUUCCUCACGAUGGUGCUCUUGAUGGUCAUCAUGAUGUUGAUCUGUGCUUGGUGUCGCCUUGUGAGUUCCAGCACCAGAAGAUUGAACCAGCUGAGAACGGGCAGCAAACUUUGGUCAAUGAUCAGUCCUCCCAGGACCGAGGCAGCAGCACAAGCCAGGAAACCCCCCGCACAUCAGUCAGCGACUCGUCCUUCAUGCCGCUGGACUCCGAUGUCCCACCCGCCGUAGAAGAUUCCCCUUCCUCGGCCAUGGACACUGAGGAGGACUCGAGUCACCCCCUCCAUCCGGGACAUCCUGACGUGACCCUCUCCCUCGGGCCAGGUCAGCAUUCCUCGCCUGACCCGACAUCAGCCCCGCUCAAGGACUUGCCGCCAUUACCACCCCAACCAGAAGCUUGCAUGGCAGACGUCGAAGCCUUGAGCAAGAACCAAAAGACUUCUGUCAGCAAGACAAAAAAAACAACAGGAACUUUGCAAAGGAGUACUUCUGGAAGCCCAUCCAUCCAGAACAUCAAGUCCAAGGCCAGCGGCACUGUAGCGUUUAAAUCGGCGCCUGCCCUUGACACUAAAUUAUCCACUCGGUAUUCGCUGGGUGGAUCGAGAAGCGCGAGUGUCAAACCUUCGGUGUCAGUGACCAAAACAUCCGAGGCCUCCGCUGUCCACGUGGACCUGGCUUACCUGCCGUCUGGGUCUGCCUCGUCCACCAUCAACUCCGACUUAUUCCGACGCCUUCGCGCCUCCUAUUACGUCGUGAGCGGCGAGGAGCGCUUUAAGGUGGCGGCCAUGAGAAGCAUCCUGGAUGCUCUCCUGGAUGGGAAGAGCAGCUGGCCAGACGCUCAGGUCACGCUCAUUCCGACCUUCGACUCCGUGGCCAUGCACGAGUGGUACCGAGACACCCACGAGCAGCAGAGGCAGCUGUCAAUUACCGUGCUGGGGAGCAACAGCACCGUGGCCAUGCAGGACGAAACCUUCCCCGCCUGCAAGACCAAGAACUUCAUGCUGGCAGUCUACAAACUCCUCAGCGGACUUCCAGGGCACCAACGAAGAAGGUUCUGGUUUUGAGUUCGCUAGGUUGCAGCGAGAAGGUGAUAAGUAGGGUUUUGAAGGAGGAUUAGGAGCUGGUGGGGUUCAGGUUGGGAAAGUUUAGGUCAGGGGAGAAUCGUACGAAUGAAAUUGUUAGCCAGGAUUUUAUCGGGAGGAGAAAGCAGCAUCCGAGUUUCUGGGUUUUGAUUUGAGUUUCUUUAUUUUGGUGAACUCUAAGCAGGGGCAUGAAAAUGAUGCAUUUGUACCGACGAGUAGGCCCAAAAGCUUUUGAGGAUCAAGUCCUUGUGGGGUGGACUCGAUUGUUAUCACGAUGUUCCCAUCUAGCGCAUGGAAAGGUAGAAUUAAGCUCUUGUCUAUCACUUUGUAAGACGCGAUUCUGCUGCACGUGGAUUCCAAAAACUCCACCCCGGUUGUGCACGCUCACACAAGGAAGGUUAACUCAUCUGGAAAAGUGUCCGACUGUUGUUUUUCCUCCCCAAAUUCAUUGCGGUUUAUUUAUUUAUUUAUUUGUUUGUUUGCUUUUGCAUUUGGACCACUGCGGUACUCCGAACGUUCUUCACUUUGGCUCAAGACGUGUGACAACCUAUCUUGGCACGCCCCCUGCUGGCC
Messenger RNA from Syngnathoides biaculeatus (alligator pipefish), 4427 nucleotides. RefSeq names its product microtubule-associated protein 1Sa (gene map1sa). Lineage: Eukaryota; Metazoa; Chordata; Actinopteri; Syngnathiformes; Syngnathidae. The transcript is spliced from 9 exons. The coding region runs from base 408 to 3836 and encodes 1142 amino acids. Gene Ontology annotation, biological process: regulation of microtubule depolymerization; microtubule cytoskeleton organization; axonogenesis. Gene Ontology annotation, molecular function: actin binding; microtubule binding. Gene Ontology annotation, cellular component: microtubule; microtubule associated complex; cytosol. The record is from RefSeq and is a predicted model, not a curated record.